AACAACUACAACUACUACAACUACUACAACAACUACAACAACUACAACUACUACAACAACUACAACUACUACAACAACUACUACAACAACUACAACUACAACAACUACAACAACUACAACUACUACAACAACUACAACUACAACAACUACAACUACAACAACUACAACUACUACAACUACUACAACAACUACAACUACAACAACUACAACUACUACAACUACUACAACAACUACAACUACUACAACUACUACAACAACUACAACUACUACAACUACAACAACUACAACUACUACAACAACUACAACAACAACUAUAACCAGAAACAUUUGCUGCGUCGACUGCCUCCGCCGUGCCGGAGCUUUUGUCGGCGGUGCCGCGGGCUUUGCCGACGCAGACAUGAGCUCGGCGUUGAACGCCGAUGAAGUCCGGGUCAUGUCGGAGUUGCUGGCACACGGACUUCUCCGAGAUCACCAUCGAAGCGUGAAACUGAUCAUGCUGUUCGAUGCGGAAACAGAGAAGGCUAAAAUAUAUGCAGAAGAUUUAAAGGAGACGCGGAAAAAAAUCGACGAUAUUACUUUGAAGAACACGGAACUUUCUGAGCAGACAACGCGGCUAGAGACUACUUUUGAGGUUAACAAGACCGUCAUUGAAAGAUUGAAUGCGGCGCAGAAUAUUCUCAUUAAACACACGUUGGACAGACGCAAGCAACUGGAAGCCGCCAAGCAACACCUUGCAGACGAAUCGGUGCGCUUAGCCGACAUCGUAAAACAUUACGAGGCCAUGUUGACGGACUACGAGGAGGAGCCCAGCGUUCACUCCCAGGUGCUCCUCGCAAAGAAGGAGGGAGAGCUGGCCGCCUUGAGAGGCGCCAUCGCCACGGAGAAGCAGGAUCGCAAGGAGCAGCGGAGAAAGAUGAAUCGCGAAACGGGUUUUCGGUUCGCGACGUUCAAUGAACGGGUGGCCGAAAUGGUGCUGACCAAGCAAGACACGGCCAGGAGUGAAGCGUUGAUUGCAGCGAGGGAGGCGUCGAAGGAGCUGCUGGAAAAGGAAGCCAAGGGGCAUCAGACUGACGAGGAACGCAGCGACGGAGAGGCGAGCGCGGCCACCGCCACGGACAUCGAGAUGCCAGAUGACGACGCGACCAGGAGCCGGGGAGACAGAGCAGCUCGCGGCGGCGCGGAGACGGCCCCGGGACGCCGCGAGGGGAACGGGUCAGCGAGCGGAAGCGAGCAGGUUCUACAAGCGGCUCUUCCGCAAGAUCAGGAGGAGUCCGCGAGGCACGAGGAGUCCACGAGGCAAGGGGACACCGCGGGGGAAACUCAACCUCCGCUCGACUUGCAAGAGCCCGAAGAACAUCUGGAUUCCACGCAGCAGGCGCCGCUCACGAAGCCUCAGAGACCUCCUCAACCCAUAAAACCAUUCGACGAGCCCUAA
This is a messenger RNA of Lethenteron reissneri (Far Eastern brook lamprey), 1435 nucleotides long. RefSeq lists its product as uncharacterized. The record is from RefSeq and is a predicted model, not a curated record. Lineage: Eukaryota; Metazoa; Chordata; Hyperoartia; Petromyzontiformes; Petromyzontidae.